ACAUCCUCUCCUGUUCGGUCGCGUUCAGAUCAGCUUCGUCUCCCGCAACCUAGGCAACAGCUAGCUCCAUGGCCAUCACGGCGGCGACGACGAUGACCACGGUACCUGCCCCCGCCGCAUCCCCUCUCCAAUCUCUCCGCCGGAGAAGCCCUCCCAGUAACCUUCGCUUCUCCUUCUCCUUCUCCGCUUCUCCCAAGAAUAGCAGAAGGAUCACGGGCAGAUGUACCCCGCCCAAGGCUGUCUAUUGGAAUGGGUCUUUUGAUACAGAUCGAUCUGAGAGAAGAGGAAUUUGGUCUAUUAGGGAUGAUUUGGCGGUUCCAUCGUCGCCUUACUUCCCGGUAAUGGCUCGGGGAGAACAGGGCCCACCGCCCAUGAUGAUGGAGCGCUUCCAGAGCGUCAUCAGCCAACUCUUUCAGCAUAGAAUUAUUAGGUGUGGUGGACCUGUGGAUGAUGAUAUGGCAAAUAUAAUCGUCUCACAACUUCUAUACUUAGAUGCAGUUGAUCCUACCAAGGAUAUUGUCAUGUAUGUGAACUCUCCAGGAGGAUCAGUUACAGCUGGCAUGGCCAUUUUUGAUACAAUGAAGCACAUAAGACCGGAUGUUUCUACUGUUUGUGUUGGUCUAGCAGCCAGCAUGGGUGCUUUCCUCCUUAGCUCUGGAACAAAGGGGAAAAGAUACAGCUUACCAAACUCCAGAAUUAUGAUUCAUCAACCUAUAGGGGGUGCUCAAGGUGUGCAAACUGAAAUAGAAAUUCAGGCAAAUGAAAUAUUUCACCACAAGGCUAACUUAGCCAGCUACCUGGCAUACCACACUGGUCAAAGCCUGGACAAGAUCAACCAAGAUACUGAUCGUGACUUCUUCAUGAGUGCCGCAGAAGCGAAGGAGUAUGGGAUGAUAGACGGGGUUGUAACAAAUCCUCUCAAAGCCUUGCAAACCUUACCAGCCUGAAUUAGUGAGUAUAAGAUUAGGUUGAUUAGUUUUAUGUGAAGCUUCAGGCUCAGACUAAAAUAUUUUCCAUACAAAUUACAGACAAGUUUCACAUGUAGUUUCCUUUUUUUUGUUUCUGUUUUUUUUUUCUUUCCAUGAAUUUUCUUGUUUAAAGUAUUAGUCAUGAAUGUGCAAUUAAGUCGUCAAUAUGCAUCACUUUUAUUUA
Molecule: messenger RNA, 1152 nt
Organism: Zingiber officinale
Lineage: Eukaryota; Viridiplantae; Streptophyta; Magnoliopsida; Zingiberales; Zingiberaceae
Product: ATP-dependent Clp protease proteolytic subunit 5, chloroplastic-like
Exons: 9
Coding region: 69-947 (292 amino acids)
Biological process (GO): protein quality control for misfolded or incompletely synthesized proteins
Cellular component (GO): endopeptidase Clp complex
Molecular function (GO): ATP-dependent peptidase activity; serine-type endopeptidase activity; ATPase binding
Source: RefSeq, a predicted model, not a curated record